GGGACCUAACAUGAGUGCGUCACCCGACCUACCGAAUGAGUGAAUGACUGAAUGAAAGAAAAAAGAAAAGAAAAGAAAGAAAAGAAAGAAAGUAAGGAAAAAAGAAAGAAGAAACGAAUGAACGAAUGCUGACAAAUGUUUGGGUACCCUGGUUCUCAUUUGGUUCUCAUCUAUCAAAUUAUUUUCAAUCAGUUAAGUAAGUAACAGUAUAUUUAGGAAUCAGUCAGCAACAAUUUUCUGAGAGGUCCUGUUCAUACAGCCAUCUGUUGAGAACUUGUUAUCUGCUUGGCGCGUCUUCAAACAGCGCAAGGAGAUCAGUGGAAGGAAACAACGAACAAAGAUUUAUUUCAUUCGAAUAUCUCUUUCAAAAUAAUUUAUCAAAUAACUUUCUCUAGCACUGCACUGAUAUUUCACUAAUUUUUAAUUAACAUAUUUUAAACAAUUCCUCAAAAAAGUACAAAAAAUUAAGAAAUUUCGACCUGACGAUAAUGGCGCUGAUUCCAAUAAAGAACGUUCUACUAUUCACCAUCUUCCUGAUGGUCUUCAACAACCGAUCCAUCAACGUACUCAUCUACUCCAACCUCACAAAGGACUGCCACAACUGUCUCGCCAACGGCCUCGUGGAGAUCCACAAAGUGGAGCAGAUCAAAAAAAAUAUCCUCCACAAGCUGAACCUCACGAAAGCUCCCAACAUGUCCGGCCUGCCCAUUCCCGAUCUUCCGCACUUGAGGGAUAUCAUAAGGGAUAUAAACAGACAGGCAGAGAGUAGGUUGGUCCCGAGGCAAGCCUCCGUUUCAAAACUCUACCGCUUCUCUCAGGACUUGCCGAAUCAGCCGCCCAACACUCCCCUAGUCUUCUUCAAUCUGACCGACGUUCGCUUGCUGGUAGCGAACGACCUGAGCAAAUGCACGCUGGGUCUCUACGUGAAGAAGAAUAGCGCGGGCCAGGCGAGGAGGUCUAACAUCCAGUUGUACGAUGCAAGUACGGACAGGCUUCUGCACAAUCAUUCCAUCGGCUUGGCAGACAUCAACAAGUGGGUCAGUUUGGACGUUACGGAGCUGGUGAAGCGUUGGAAGUCUGGCGCGUCAGUCAACAGAGGCUUCAAAGUCGUCAUGUCCGAUGACAAGGGGGCUGGUGUUGCGCUGGUCAGUGUCAAACAAAGUGGAGACGAGAAUUAUAUGCCAGUGUUGGAGAUGGACAUCGUGAAAGCGACACAUCCUCGUUCGAAGAGAGGUGCCAACACGUGUAACUUCGACUCGCAGAUGUGCUGCACCAAAGAACUCAUCGUCAACUUCACAGAAAUUGGAUGGAAUUUUGUCCUAGCUCCCAACACGUUUGGCUCCUCUUUGUGCUUAGGAAACUGCCCGAACAUCACCAUCCCGAGACCGAUAAUCAUCUCAUCGGACAACCCCGUCCCUCAGAACUGUUGCACGCCCUCGCAGUACAUCCCCCUCACCAUCAUGUACUUCAACAGCAUCAACAGCAUCCGGAUUGAGACCAUCAAUGGCAUUGUCGCCAGAGAAUGCACUUGUCCCGUUACUCCUUUAUAGGAAUUCGGAUUUCGUCCUGUAGUACCGUUAUAGGCACUCAAUUUUUUUGAAUUCUUUUUGGUAAUUUAUGUACAAAUUAGUGUUUAUAAUGUUUAUAUUUAUUUAUUUAUAAUUACCUUUAUGUGUACCUACAUGUUCUGCACACGAUGAAUUUAGCAGACGAUAUUUUUCCAAUUUUAAAAAUUUCAAAUCAAAUAUUCUCAGUGUUCAAAGUUUUUUUUUUUUUGAUAGUUACCAGUUUUUAUGUUAACGCAUGGUUUUAACAUUUUUAAGAUUGUUAAUUAGAAUCGUAUGUGAAAUUUGGAUUAAGGAAUGUAGUUCAUUGUGUUGAAUGUCUUUCAUUACAACUGGUUUUAUUUGUUUCACUAUGUGCAUACAUGUUCAAUAUAUAAUGUUUCAGGUAUAAUUUAUCGAUUCGCAAUAUUUUACAUGCAUUUUUAGUAGUUUUCAAACAUCAAAUGUCACUUGUUCAUAUUUCUACAUACACAUGUACAUUUUUUAUUUUUUUAAUUGUUUAACAUUUUACAGUUUUUACAUCGUUAUUAACGUGCAAUUUUAAAUGAUACAUUGCAAUAAAUACGUUUCUAAAAAAAA
Helobdella robusta is the source of this 2144-nucleotide messenger RNA. It is a transcript of the gene MSTN1, whose product is annotated as putative Activin/Myostatin/TGF-beta-class TGF-beta signal molecule. Gene Ontology annotation, molecular function: growth factor activity; cytokine activity. The transcript has 5 exons. Gene Ontology annotation, biological process: BMP signaling pathway; SMAD protein signal transduction. The record is from RefSeq and is a predicted model, not a curated record. Lineage: Eukaryota; Metazoa; Annelida; Clitellata; Rhynchobdellida; Glossiphoniidae. The coding region runs from base 489 to 1550 and encodes 353 amino acids. Gene Ontology annotation, cellular component: extracellular region.